AUGGAAUCAAAUUUAAAUAAAACAAACAAUGAACAAAGUGAGCAGUGGGCUAAAUUGCUAGAUAUAUCAUCUGAUACUGAAGGAGAGCCUUCAGCGAAGCGCCAGAAGUGUCGUGAACAGCCGCCUUGGUGGUCAGAAGAACUUCGGCAGUUCAGAAACAACACUAUAGCGUCUCGGCGCCAGUUGCAAAGAGCUAGGAGAAAAGGAAAUGUGGAUGAGGUGAUAAUUGACUUGGCCUUUGCUGCAUAUAAACAUGAUAAGUUGGUGUUUAAAGUUGCUAUAGAAGACGCCAAGGCACAUGCGGAAAGAUCUGCUAACAAAGAAAGUUCUUCUGAUGAUAAGACAUGA
This is a messenger RNA of Arctia plantaginis, 348 nucleotides long. The record is from the annotation of a GenBank genome assembly. Lineage: Eukaryota; Metazoa; Arthropoda; Insecta; Lepidoptera; Erebidae.